Trichobilharzia regenti is the source of this 2056-nucleotide messenger RNA. The record is from the annotation of a GenBank genome assembly. Lineage: Eukaryota; Metazoa; Platyhelminthes; Trematoda; Strigeidida; Schistosomatidae.
AUUUUAUUCUAACUUUAUUUCAUAAAAAUACCCAUUCUCUUACCCAGAUUUCCUCACUAUUCUGAGUUAUUAGUGUUAACAAUUUCGAGCUGUUGAACUCACAUGUCUGGGCGGGACUCUUAAGUUGGUUUCGAUUUUGCUUGUGUAACGAUGGCCGGGGAUGAUAAAAUGAAUAUUGACAGUAUUAUUGCCAGAUUACUGGAGGUGCGUCGAAUCCGUCCUGGCAAAAAUGUGCAACUAAACGAAGCGGAAAUCCGGGGACUGUGCCUAAAAUCCCGCGAGAUUUUUCUCAGUCAACCAAUUUUGUUAGAAUUAGAAGCUCCACUGAAAAUAUGCGGUGAUAUUCAUGGUCAAUACUACGACUUGCUUCGACUAUUUGAAUACGGAGCAUUUCCUCCUGAAGCAAACUAUCUGUUUUUGGGUGACUAUGUGGACAGAGGGAAACAGUCUCUUGAAACAAUAUGCUUACUACUAGCCUAUAAAAUCAAAUAUCCUGAAAACUUUUUCUUAUUAAGAGGCAAUCAUGAGUGUGCCUCAAUCAACCGUAUAUACGGAUUCUAUGACGAGUGUAAACGUCGGUAUAACAUAAAGUUGUGGAAAACCUUCACAGACUGUUUCAAUUGCUUACCAAUUGUAGCAAUAAUCGAUGAAAAAAUAUUUUGCUGUCAUGGCGGUCUCUCACCAGAUCUUUCGACAAUGGAACAAAUAAGACGCAUUAUGCGUCCCACAGAUGUACCUGAGCAGGGAUUGCUUUGCGAUUUACUUUGGUCAGACCCAGACAAAGAUGUAUCUGGUUGGGGUGAAAAUGAUCGUGGUGUCAGCUAUACAUUCGGUCCAGAUAUUGUAGCCAGAUUUUUGCAUAAACACGAUUUGGAUCUGAUAUGUCGUGCUCAUCAGGUUGUCGAAGAUGGUUAUGAAUUUUUCGCAAAACGUCAGUUGGUGACACUUUUUUCCGCCCCGAAUUAUUGUGGUGAAUUCGAUAACGCCGGAGCUAUGAUGUCUGUAGAUGAUACAUUAUUGUGUUCAUUUCAGAUUUUACGUCCAGCUGAAAAGAAAAAGUACUAUGUUGGAGUUCCAACGGGUAGUCGGCCUAUAACUCCACCUCGUGGAGCUAAGGCCAAAGGGAAAUUAUAAAUCACCUCAAAAUUUACACUUUCAAUUUUUGUGCUUUUAACUACUAGAAGAAUCGAGGCGUCAGGUUAAUAAUAAUGAUGAUAACAAUAACAAUGAUAAUAAUAUUAAUUAUCAUUAGUAAUAAUAAUUUCAUUACCAUCCAUUGUUCAUCGCUGUCAUUUACUGCAGCUUCUUAUCAUUUACUGCGUCGAGAAACGUACUUAGAUUUCCCUUCUACGCGUGGUUUUUCUUGUCAAAAAAGUGUCAGUUAUGUUUUGCCCUUAUAUACCUGUAACUAUAUAUGUGUGUGUGUUUAUGUAUGCAGGCGUGUAUGAAGAUUGAGUCAAAAUCAGUGCGUUUGCGUGCGUGCGUGCGUCAGAUUACAUUUUCGGUGUUGUUUAUUAAAUAAUUGUCAAACAGCUCUUAUCUACCUUUCUGUCGGUCUGCUUGGAUGUUUGUUUGUUUGGUUCUUUCAAGACAGCUUUUCCUAUCUAGUCAAAAGCUGGUGUUGAUUGCAUGAUAUUGAUGUUAUGGGGGCAUACACAACACGCUAACUUCUAAUGUUGAACAUUAUAAUAUAUAUAUAUAUAUAUAUAUAUAUAUAUAUAUAUAUGCCCGUUUAUUCAUUUGGAUACCGUCUUUAAUUCCUAUCAAUAUUAUUAUUAUUACUAUUAUUAUCAUUAACAUUAAUAUGAUAAUGGUUAUUAUUGUACAUUUUUUAAUGUGUUUUAUUCCUACACCUAAGAGAUUUGUUGAAUUGAAGAAUUUGAGUUGCGCUCUCACCCUUUUGCUCAAUUGCUCCCUAUGAUCAUUUGAGUGUCUUUGUGCGCGUGUAUGCAUAUAUAUAUAUAUAUAUAUAUAUAUGAGUGUGCGCAUGUAUCACAAUAAAAAUAAACACCAAGGAAAUAAUUUGACGGUAUAGGUAUAUAAUCUACCUAUGACU